UCAUGUGUUGAUGUUCGUUUAAGUGUAGGGGUCGAGGAAUGGUACACAUCGGUUCAUUUAGCGUGGGAAACUUGCGGGAUUAUUUCCGCUGCAGCUCUUGGCCUUGAGCCAGGCUCAAACCUCCACAUUUUGAACUGGAGCCAUUGGAACCUGCUCCGAGCAAUUGGAAUGCUUCGUCCGCGUGAUAUGUACCGUGAAAAAUGCGCUUUUUGGGACUCAAAAUAUUUGAUGGUCAUUAUCAGUGGGCCAUGUGAGCGUGCGUUAAGGCAGACCAUUUAUACUUAAGCUUUAAGAAAGUGAACAUUGACAUAUGCUAAUGCAGGCUGUGCUCAUAUUAAUGCUGGACUUUUAAACCUUGAAGCCCUUGAACUAUGCAAGAUUCAAGACCCAACAUAAAUUGGUGCUUUCUUCUCUAAAUGACUGCAGGUGGCUGCUUCUGUUGAAAGGCAAAAAUCAGUGAAACUUGUUCAUCAGCUUCAAAACAUACCGGCUAUGGCCGUGUACAUGGACUACAAUGCCACGACACCGCUGGCACCAGAAGUGAUCAGUGACAUCACACAGUCACUGUCAGAGCACUGGGCCAACCCGAGCUCUCCGCACGACGCCGGCGUGCGGGCUCGACAGGUGGUGGAGGAGGCCCGCCAACAGGUGGCCACCGCCAUCGGGGACAAGGCGGGCGACGUCGUCUUCACCUCUGGUGGCACAGAGGCCAACAACAUGGUGAUCCUGGGCUCGCUGGAGUUCUACGUCAGCACGGGCCGGAGCGGCACGCCUCACGUCGUCACGUCCGACACCGAGCACGACGCCGUCACGGAGCCCAUCCGCAGCCUGGAGACGCGCCGACUGUGCACAGUGACCUGGCUGAGCUGCGCCGACGGCGGCCGCGUGGAUCCAGCGGCGGUGGUUGAUGCCGUGACGCCCGACACCUGCCUCGUCUCCGUCAUGAUGGCCAACAACGAGACGGGCGUGCUGAACGACGUGGAGGAGAUUGGACGCCGCCUGGCGCGUCUUCCCAACCGAAGUCACAUCUGGUUUCACACCGACUCCGCCCAGACGAUCGGCAAGGUGGACGUUGAUGUAGCACGCAUCGGGGCAGACUUCGUCACCAUCGUUGGUCACAAGCUGUACGGGCCGCGUGUGGGCGCCCUCUGGACGUCACCGCUGGGCCAGACAGCACGGCCGGCGAGCGCCGGCGGCGGCGGUGCGUGCGUGGCUCUGCUGCGCGGCGGUGGCCAGGAGCGCCGCCUGCGGCCCGGCACCGAGAACACGCCGCUGGCGCGCGGCCUGGGCACCGCCUGCCGCCUGGCGGCGCAGCGCCUGCAGCGCGACCAGGCGCACAUGCGCCAGCUGCGGGACCUUCUGGAGCAGCGACUGCUGGAGACGGGCGUGGCCGAGCGGAUCAACCUGCGGGGCUCGCCGCGGCUGCCCAACACCAGCAGUGUGGUGCUGGCCGGCGAGGAGUCGGGCCGCGCCGUGCUGGUGUGCUCCUGCGCAGCGGCGUGA
Molecule: messenger RNA, 1503 nt
Organism: Pollicipes pollicipes
Lineage: Eukaryota; Metazoa; Arthropoda; Thecostraca; Pollicipedomorpha; Pollicipedidae
Product: selenocysteine lyase-like
Source: RefSeq, a predicted model, not a curated record